This is a messenger RNA of Letharia columbiana, 2376 nucleotides long. RefSeq lists its product as uncharacterized. The record is from RefSeq and is a predicted model, not a curated record. Gene Ontology annotation, cellular component: endocytic vesicle; cytosol. Lineage: Eukaryota; Fungi; Ascomycota; Lecanoromycetes; Lecanorales; Parmeliaceae. The coding region runs from base 1 to 2376 and encodes 791 amino acids. Gene Ontology annotation, molecular function: ubiquitin binding; guanyl-nucleotide exchange factor activity; small GTPase binding. Gene Ontology annotation, biological process: vesicle-mediated transport. The transcript has 6 exons.
AUGUCUUCGACGGAGCCGUCUGCGAAUACUCUCAAACCCCCUUACUCAAAAAGAGACAUAGAUUCCACGUAUAAUUUGGGAGCGGAAAAUUUCUCGAAAGAAGCUAGCCCGGUUCGAAGAAGCUCUCUUAAGGCGGGAGCUCCAUCAAAGGUUGACAGCGGCCAACAAAGAUCCCAGACUCUGGGAGAUUUGGACCAUGGAGACCAGAUUCCGUGCCGAGUAGAGCAAGGUGUUGCGGGAAUGGAAGGAUUUGAUAAGACUAUGGAGCUUGAGCGUAGGGCCGAGUCAACGUCUAAGUCUCCAGAGCCAGCACUCUCUCGGGCAGAUAAAGCUGGCAGUCAAGACGCAGAAGGGGAUGAUUUUCCCAAGGGACCUAGCUACGAAGGGAUGAAAGAUGACCUCUACUUGGACCCUACCCCAAAAACGCCCCGUCUGGAAACUUCCCCGUCGAGGAAUCCAGCCAUUGCCGCGGAAACCCAAGACGAUGGCUCCACAUCCGAGAUACAAAGCAUCAUGGAUCAGUUUGAUGAGGCCAACGACAACACCGCAGGUGACGGGACUGGUCAGCCAAUCCUAGGAACCGAGAAGUCUCAUUUGGGGAGUCUGAUGGAGCAUCCUCCAAGACGGUCUAGUCUUGAGCCAUUGAGACCUAGUGGCCAGCAAUUGGCCGGGGAUCACGCGUCAGACCUUGAAGCUCGAGGUCAAAAGGUUCCUAGUUUCGAGGAUGGAAUCAGAGCACCUCCAAUGCGAACUUCUAGUCUGCCACAAUCUGCUUGGUUGCAAGACACGAACACCCCAUCUUCUCCAAAUUCUUCCAUGUCACUACCCAAAUUGCCGCCACCAGAGCCGGACCCUGAACCUGAUCUCCCAUUCGACUUCCAUCGGUUUCUAGAGCAGCUCCGCCAUCGAACAGCGGACCCUGUAGCCAAAUUCCUCAGAUCAUUUCUCAUUGAAUUCGGCAAAAAGCAAUGGAUGGUCCAUGAACAAGACAAAAUAAUAAACGACUUUUUGACUUUCAUAACAAACAAAAUGGCUCAGUGCGAAGUUUGGCGAGGUGUCUCAGACGCAGAGUUUGAUAAUGCAAAAGAAGGUAUGGAGAAAUUGGUUAUGAACAGGCUCUAUUCGCAGACUUUUUCCCCUGCGAUUCCUGCACCAGCUCCUGCUCUGAUAGCCAAAGGCAAGAGGAAGGCUGUAGAGAGAGCAAUCGGUCCGGGCAGGAAAGGUCAGCAUCAAGAAGAUAUUGAGCGAGACGAGAUUUUAGCCCAAAAGGUGCGGAUUUACGGGUGGGUCCAAGAAAAGCACCUGGACAUCCCGCCUAUUGGCGAUAAUGGCAGACGAUUUUUGAUGUUGGCUCAGCAGGAGCUUUUGAAGAUCAAAACGUACAGAGCUCCGCGUGAUAAAAUUAUAUGUGUAUUGAAUUGCUGCAAAGUCAUCUUUGGUCUGUUGCGCAACUCGAAAGCCUCCGAUACUUCAGCCGAUUCAUUCGUGCCUCUUUUGAUCUAUGUUGUUCUCCACGCUAACCCUGACCAUCUCGUUUCCAAUGUACAGUACAUACUCCGUUUCAGGAACCAAGAUAAACUCGGUGGAGAAGCAGGCUACUAUCUUUCCUCGCUGAUGGGAGCGAUUCAAUUCAUUGAAAACCUUGAUCGAACUUCUCUGACGAUAUCUGAUGAGGAUUUCGAGAACAAUGUUGAAGCAGCAGUCUCUGUCAUCGCCGAAAGACACGAAGAAGUAGAGAUCCCACCAUCACCGCCGCCACGUCAUCCCACUCACCCGCAAAUAUCAGAAAAGUCUGGACUGAGUCAGCCAGAGGUCGUUCCUCGGAACUCCAUAGAAGCCGAAUACAGUACACCGAGGAGACCCACGUCCUCUCGAGACUAUUCGAGGUCCCUUACUGGCAAUGACGGGUCAGAUGAUCACACUGCCGUAAGUGGCUUGCUACGAACCAUACAGAGGCCCUUGUCAAGCUUGGGUAGGAUGUUCUCCGAUGAUGUUUCCAACCCGCAACAACCAGGGACUCGAGCCCAACCAGGACCUGCCUUUCAGCCAAAUCCAACCCAGAGAUUGUCACCAGCAGUGUUUCAACCGCCCCGAAACAGCAACGACAUGAUCAGACCCAGCGAAGAGCCCAGAGCGGUCGAGAAAUCCGGUCGGAGCCGUGAGAGAAAGCUCAGUGCAGAAGAUGCGGCUGCACGUCAAGCGAGCGCUGAAUCAGCGGAAGCUCAGCGAAUACAGCGAGCUGAGCACCAGGAUGUAGUGGAAACCCUUGCAGGGAUGUUUCCAGAUUUGGAUAAAGAUAUCAUUAAUGACGUUGUAAGAGUGAAGCAGGGCAGAGUCGGGUUGGCAGUCGAUGCUUGCCUUGCAUUAAACCAAUGA